Molecule: messenger RNA, 4818 nt
Organism: Xenopus laevis (African clawed frog)
Lineage: Eukaryota; Metazoa; Chordata; Amphibia; Anura; Pipidae
Gene: st3gal1.S
Product: ST3 beta-galactoside alpha-2,3-sialyltransferase 1 S homeolog
Exons: 8
Coding region: 539-1543 (334 amino acids)
Biological process (GO): ganglioside biosynthetic process; glycoprotein biosynthetic process; sialylation
Cellular component (GO): Golgi cisterna membrane; extracellular region; membrane
Molecular function (GO): beta-D-galactosyl-(1->3)-N-acetyl-beta-D-galactosaminide alpha-2,3- sialyltransferase activity; sialyltransferase activity; beta-galactoside (CMP) alpha-2,3-sialyltransferase activity
Source: RefSeq, a predicted model, not a curated record
UCUCUCCAAUCCACGUGGCCGGUGUCAGUAUAUAAGUGAGUGCGGGGGAAGGAGCGGGUCGGGGAGGGAAGAGGAGCUGAGACUGGAGGGAGCUGCGAUGGAAGUGGCGGCUGUUUAGGCGCAGGAUUGUCGCGUGUAUUCCCGAGUCACGUGGCACCAGAUAUAGGAAAAACCCAGCAGCCCUCAGCUCAGUCUGUUGAUCCCCUGGAAUUUCAGGCAGAAGUUUAAUGGAAGCCAUCGCAUGUUAAGGUGUCAAGAAAUUUUACUCAAGAAAACUUUAUAAGAGAAAACUUUCCAGCUAAAAUAUCCAAACCAGGUCAAGAAUUCCAUCUCGGAUUUCCAGCUCUGAUCGGGAAAACAAAUUUAAACCAAAAAAUGUUGUCGAUUCUGCAGAUAUGCGGAAGUCAACUGGCAGAAAUCGGACUAAGAAAAGCACAAUUUUAGCAAAAUAACCAUCAACUCAGUUGAGCACGGACAAAAGUCUGGCCUACUGGUUAUUGGACUUGGAAUUACGUCUCCAGUGGAGGAUUUCAAUUAAAUGAUGGCUUUAAGGCGCCUGAAGAAUGUUAAGAUAUUUUUAUUUGUAGGUUUUGUUGUGUUCUUCAUCAUGACUUACAUCAGUUAUAAUGACAAUUCCAAGUCACUCAACAAGUUACCGGAGCAGCUAUGGAGGUUUAUGAUGAGCUCCAGAAGACAAUGCGGCUGUGAUACCUGCGUUGCAGAGCCCGAAGUUUCUACUUGGUUCGACGAGAGGUUCAAUCAGUCCAUCUUGCCGUUGCUGAAUAAACAGAAUAAUGUGUUAUCGGAGAGUGUGUACAAGUGGUGGUUGACUCUGCAGGGUGAGACAAAACCCAAGGACAUUUAUGAAGUUAUGGAGGAAUUAUUUGAAGUCAUUCCUGGAGAUUUUGAUUUGAUGGAUCAGAGCCCAUACCGCUGUAGAACCUGCGCCGUGGUGGGAAACUCCGGCAACCUGAAGAGCUCCAAUUAUGGGCCAGAGAUUGAUGAACAUGACUUUGUCUUAAGGAUGAACCACGCCCCAACAGCUCGUUUUGAAAAAGACGUUGGGAGUAAAACCACACAUCACUUUGUCUAUCCUGAGAGCGUCAGGGACUUGCAUGUCAAUGUCAGCAUGAUCCUUAUCCCUUUCAAGACUCUAGACCUGCAGUGGAUCGUCAGUGCGCUCACUAAUGGGACCAUCAACCGAACUUAUGUUCCUGUCCCGCGUAAAGUCCGAGUCUCCAAGGACAAGGUUCUGGUUUACAGUCCGGAGCUGAUGAAGUACGUGUACGACAAGUGGCUGUUAAAUCACGGCCGAUACCCCUCCACGGGGCUUCUGGCUGUCAUAUUCGCCCUCCACGUCUGUGAUAAGGUGGACUUAUACGGAUUUGGGGCAGACAGCAAGGGUAACUGGCACCACUACUGGGAAAACAAUGCAUCAGGCGGAGCUUUCCGUGUGACCGGAGUCCACGAUGGGGAUUUUGAAGCGAGCAUUUUAGCAAAUCUUACCUCCAUCAACAAAGUUCUUAUGUUCAGAGGCAGAUGACCCUACAUAAAUAUUGUUUUAUAGAAGCUAUCUAUGAACAAGGCAGCCAUGGACCUCUGUAUGGAAAGCUAAAGUUGGAAUGUGAUUGGCUGCAUUCUAAAAGUCAAUGAAAAGGAAUACCUGCCCAAAAAGUUCUCAAUGGAAGAUGCUUCUGACCUGAGCAAAUCUGCAACUGGUAUCGGUUCAGAGUAUCUGCUUACAGACAUGUGGAAACCAGCAAUAAUGUUCAACACACCAUUACGUACAGUCAAUUCAAAUGCAGCCUCAACUAGAAACUGGACCUCCUCCUGUUGGGAAUUGUUCAACUCUAUGCUGAAGACAUGCAGAACUGGAUUAUACAUUAACUUUGUACUUAUUUCCAAGGUUGCAGUUGAGUGCUGGUCAUGUUCUUUCUGUUCCUCUAGUCAUGGGUGCAGAAUAAUGAAGUUUUAGGGAGGCUCAGCCUCCACAAAGAGAGAGAUCAUCUCCUACAUAUAUUUAUAAGGAGUCUUCAAUUGGCACCCUCUCCAAAUAAUUCACCCAACCAACUUUGCUGCUUCUGGUUAAUGUGGAGAAAGACAAAAGAGGGUUUGCUGCUCCCUAUAAUGUCAUGUCCAAUGGAGGUCUUCUAGUGACUGUGGACCACCCUUGAACCACUACUUUCUUAACUAUGUGGCACUAAGUUGAGUUUCUUUUUUUAACAUGGAUAGAAAAAAGUAUUUUUUUUUACAAAAAAAUGUUCUAAAUGGAAAAACAGUGGUAACAUUUCAUCAUCAUCCAUUCUUCAGCCAUUUCAAGUUUUGCCAGAGCCUUAGACGAGGAGCUUGGUGUUUAUAUGGUAGACCUUUUUUCAUUUUAGGGGGUGUAAAGCCCUUUCAACAUAAUGGAUUUCUUCAUUUAGUUGCAAUGAACGUUGGAACCUUCUCAACAGAACCAAUAUACACAUUUCCUGGUCAUAAACAUUUUUAUUAUUGAAUACUUUCCAACGGUUUCCCGGUGGUUUCAAUCUCAAAAACUAAUUACGAACCGUAUUUUUUUAUCCAAGUAAUUAUUUAUUUUUAAGAAACCUUUCAGAUUCUUACAAGUUGUAUCCUUGUGUAUUUAUUGUAGGGGCCGAAGCCUAAAGGGGCUGAAAAUUUUAAUUAUACUUUUUUUGCCUGAAUUUUAAGGCUGCUUAAAUAUUUCAAGUGUAGGUUUGAGGUCAUGGAAUAUUUCUUUGCAAACAUCAAAGCACCGCAUGGUUCCACUAAUGUUGGUAGUCAAUUACUUUCUGCCAUCCACUCAUUUGGCCAUUGGAGGUGCAUCUGGUGUAUCUUCUAUUCAAGACAAGGUAGAACUUGGCUGAAGUUACUGUUAACAGAAAUCAGGCUGUGAAAACUAAUUUUGGCAUGGCUAAUAUGCUGUUAUUUAUUUAUAUAUCUAUAGUAGCACAUUGAGGUCAACACAUUUUAUCACUAACUCCAAAGGACUGAUGAAUGAGAUCAAUUAUUUUGGUCCAAGAAACAAGUAAUCAGGAAUUGCCAGUCAACAUGACCAUUUAGUUAGUGCACUGAAAAUAACAUAUUUCUGUACACCUGUCAUAUGACAAUAUAUGGCAGAAUUAUGAAGGACCUUUUUCUGGUCAAAUCACAGUCUCCAUUAAUUGUGAGAACUGUAUGUUUUACGUCUUGGGCUAAAAUGGGUUGGUGACAAUCCCACCAUUACCACUUUAAAAUUGCACAUAAGUGCAGAUGGAAUAGGCAAUCUAUUGUUCUCCAACUACAACUCCUAGGAUGUCCCCUCUAACAUUGCCGGUAGGAGCAUUCUAGGAGUUGGAGCUAGGGUGUGGAAUGUUGUUUUCUCUGCUAUAUCAAGUGUUUGAUGCACCAAAGAGCUUGUGUGUUGAAGUUGACAAUCAUAUUCAUAGAGUCUACCAUGUCCUAGACAUAGGGUGGCCACCUGGCCAAUAAAAAUGCUGCUUUAUGGGAAGAAACAGAACAGUAGUAUGAGCAAUGGUUUAUUAUUCUAGAAGAGGUGGCAGGUCUUCAUCAACCUCCGGAGGUUCAUAUCUACAUAUACAAUCCCAUAUGUUCCACUACACUGACUACAAUUUUCAAAAUUGUUUAUCAUAUUUGGGUUGUGGCAUCUAAAUCUGAGACUAAAACAAUUGCUUGCCUAUUUGAGAAUGUCACCUGAAAGCAUAGUGGGAUCACCAUCCCUGGAGAUCAUUUCACAAGUAAAUUAUCUCCAUUGUUAUAACCCAUACCAUCCAACCAUAUCAACCCAUUCGCUGUAACUGGUCAACCUCAUUAUGACUAAUGGUUACUACCCUAGAGUUCAAUCUACUGCACUUUGGGGUACCUAUAUCUGCUUUGUAACUCUUAGAAGUCAAGGUUGUUUGGGAGGUUUUGGAUCUACUUUCCACCAUAGCAAUUUCCAAAAAAUACCAAUAUGUAAGGUGCUCCUUAUCUCUGGCUACAAAAUGUCUGGCUUGUAUCUACUUGCUUCCUUUUGACAGAUAUCAGGGUUCGAUCAGAAGAGGUACUGUAUGAUGGGGAAAAAUUCCUAAAGUUCUAGAUAACACUGGUUAACUUUUCUGUUUAUCCUCAAUUAGUGAGAAGGAUCAUCCAAAGUAUGACCAGCUGGUUUUUGUGGAGCACCGUCCUAUAUUGUAUACAUUGGUACGGUUAAAGUGUUACUGACGCAAUGUGAUUGAAUCCCAUUCCAUUGAGAUGUGUGGAUACCAUUAAGUUAUAGGUUCCUGAGUUUGAGUUUAUAAGCAAUGUACUUUGUAUUUAAAGAAGAACUGAAAUCGACUGUUUUUGAAUCAAGUAAUGGAGUUUGGUGGCAGAAUGAAACGGUUAUGAUGGUUUGGUGCUCUUAGUACUGGAGGAACAGGUUGAUUUAUGCACCUUACUCAUCUACUCAUCAUCUCAUAAAGACGAUAUGACGUCUACCUCUUUUGUAUUUAGGAAAUCAUAUGAUAUUUUUUCCCCCCCAAAACCACAUAAACAAAGGGAACCAGUGCUUGUGCCAAACUUGUGCGUGAAACGCAUGAUGUCGCUCUAACCUAUUGUAAAAAUGCAACACUGAGUCCUGCUUAGAGAGGAUGAAGAUGCUAAAGUGCAUUUCCGUUGCCUUUAUUUAAUACUGAACAUAUUGGCAACGCCAAGUAAUUAAAGACAACUAUUCUUUAAGGAUAAGUAAACCUUUAAAAGUAGUGAAUGUAAAAUUGAUGAGGAUGCUACACUUAGCACUUUUGCAAUGUACCUUCAUUAUUUAUUUGUCUUUAAUUCCAAGAUAUUAAGGGAUACAUG